This is a messenger RNA of Lampris incognitus (smalleye Pacific opah), 3107 nucleotides long. It is a transcript of the gene letm1, whose product is annotated as leucine zipper-EF-hand containing transmembrane protein 1. Gene Ontology annotation, biological process: intracellular monoatomic cation homeostasis. Gene Ontology annotation, cellular component: mitochondrial inner membrane. Lineage: Eukaryota; Metazoa; Chordata; Actinopteri; Lampriformes; Lampridae. The transcript has 14 exons. The coding region runs from base 247 to 2553 and encodes 768 amino acids. The record is from RefSeq and is a predicted model, not a curated record. Gene Ontology annotation, molecular function: calcium ion binding; ribosome binding.
UCCGCGGAGAAGGACGGGGACAUGGGGCUAGGCGUUCACAUCGACACUUGUUUAUGUUUAGUAUCUUCAUAGAGGCGAACGCCGAUGUUGUUUCUUUUCUGUGUAACCUUUUAGUUAUCCGUUUAGCGGUCAGUCGGCUUCGUCAUCUUUUUUUUUUUACAUUUUUUUUUUUGCCGGAGAGUGGCUAGUUAACAGGCUAGCUAGCUUUAUUAAGUUUAACGUUAGCGAGUUGUGACAAGCCUCCGCAUGGCGUUAAUCCUGUUUACCAGAUCCCGCUCACCUUUGAUGAAAACAUCCAGGUCGCUGAAGAGCGAAUUCAGGAAAGGUAAAGGGAAACUACAAGAUGGUGCCUGUUUCAACUGCACAGCACUUAGACUCUCCAGUCAAAAAAUUGACGGGCUCCAACUCUGCAGCCUUGCCACUGUGUCUUCAUUCGGCCCUUUGUUCCAGUGGUCAGACAGCUCCGUGGGCUCCUUCCAGAGCCUGGACUCGCAGCGACCCUACUGCGCUUUUGUGGUGGGGGCCUCCCCUUCACCGUACCCGGCCAUCACAACAGGGGGCCCGUGGAUGAUAACACGGCCGCAGGACAUCCACGGUGUACGGUGGAUACAUACCACAAGGCGUAGGUGGGAUGACUCCAAGGUUGAGAAAUCACUGCGUUCGCUGAAGGACAAGAACAAGAAACUGGAGGAGGGUGGGCCGGUGUAUAGCCCCACGCUGGAUGCAGAGCCCGUGAGAAGAACCCUCAGGCAGCGGGUGGUAGAUGAAAUCAAGCACUACUAUCACGGCUUCAGGCUGCUGUGGAUCGACACAACCAUCGCCGGGCGCAUGCUGUGGAGGGUACUAAACGGACACACCCUGUCUCGCCGGGAGAGGAGACAGUUCCUCAGAACAUGUGCAGACGUCUUCAGACUCCUUCCUUUCCUGGUGUUCAUCAUCGUUCCCUUCAUGGAGUUCCUGCUUCCUGUGGCGCUCAAACUCUUCCCCAACAUGCUGCCGUCCACCUUUGAGACACAGUCAAAGAAGGAGGAGAGGUUAAAGAAGGAACUGCGGGUCAAAUUGGAGAUGGCCAAGUUCCUCCAGGACACAGUUGAAGAGAUCGCCUUGCGGAACAAGGCUGCCAAAGGCGACGUCACUGAAGAGUUCUCCACCUUCUUCCAGAAGAUCCGGGACUCUGGGGAACGUCCCAGUAAUGAGGAGAUUAUCCGGUUCUCUAAGCUGUUUGAGGACGAGCUGACCUUGGACAACCUGACCAGACCCCAGCUGGUGGCGCUGUGCAAGCUACUGGAGUUGCAGUCCAUCGGAACCAACAACUUUCUCCGCUUCCAGCUCAUCAUGAAGCUCAGGGCCAUCCGGGCAGACGACAAGCUGAUAGCAGAGGAGGGGGUGGAGAGCCUGAAUGUGAACGAGGUCCAGGCUGCGUGUCGCGUCAGAGGGAUGAGAUCUUUGGGAGUCACGGAGGAGCGAUUGAGAGAACAGCUCAGCCAGUGGCUUGAACUGCAUCUGAACCAGCACAUCCCCACCUCUCUGCUGCUACUGUCCAGAGCUAUGUUCCUCCCUGACACGCUUUCCCCAGCUGACCAACUCAAGACCACCCUGCAGACCCUUCCUGAGAUAAUGACAAAGGAGGCCCAGGUGAUGGUAGCAGAGAUGGAGCUGUCCAAAGUGGAUAAUAAGACCAAGCUUGAGACCACGCUGAAGGAGGAGGCAGCCAUACGCCAGGAUAACAAGGACAGGGAGUUGGAGAGACUGGCUGAUGCUGCUGAAAAGGCUACCAAGGAGGGUGAGCUUGAGCAGGAUGUGGAGAGGGCCAAGAUGGCCCAGGGAGAUGAAGAGCCGGCCUUGUCUGGUGUUGAUGUGGCUGUUCAUUCAGAGACACUCAGAGACACAGCGCCUGUCCUGGAGGGAGUCAAGGGGGAGGAGAUCACCAAAGAGGAGAUUGACAUGUUGAGCGAUGCCUGCUCCAAGCUGAAAGAGCAGAGGAAGCUCUUGACCCUGGAGAAAGAGGAACUGGAAGAACUCAAGGAUGAUGUCCAGGAAUACAACGAGGAUCUGGAGGAGAUCAAGAAGGAGCUGUCCAAAACUGGCGAGGAGAGGGCAAUAGAGGAAUCCAAGGCCAGCCAACGACUCUCCAAACGGGUCAACCGCAUGAUCCACCGCAUUGACAAGAUCAUUGGGGAGCUGGAGAAGGACAAGGUGGUUCUGGAUGGGCAAAUGGACAGCGGAACCUCUCCACCUGUUGGUCUGUUCUACACCUUCAGGGAGAACCUCAUCAGCAUCGACGAGCUCAUCAGCAUCAUGCGGCAGAUACAGAACAUUCCGGAGCACAAGCUGCAAAGCAUCGCCGACGCCCUCGACGACAACAAGGACGGCAAGAUCGACAUUGACGACGUCAUCAAAGUGGUGGAACUGAUUGACAAGGAGGACAUUGACAUCACCACCACCCAGGUGACUGACAUCAUGGUGAUGCUGCAGAAGGAAGAGAAGCUCAUCGAGAAGGAAAAGGCCAAAGAGAAGGUUGAGAAGGAGCAGGCAGCUAAAGUCAACUGCUAACCUGUUUACCAUGAAAGGUGGGGCGCUUUGUUUUAAGGCUGACCGAUGAGAAAUAUGGGGCUGUAUCCCCCCCCCCCCAAACCCCAUCAACAGAGAGCUUCUGGACAGCGGACCACCAUGAAUGACCGGUCAAGCCUAGGCAAUUUCAAGAGAGCGGGUUGCCCUCUGAAUGUUAUGAAGUUGUGAUUUGACCUCAGAGAUAUUUAUUUGUUUUAGAAAAGAUGAGGGAAAAAGGGCUUGUUGCCCUCUUAAAUUAAACACCCAAAUUCAAACAGUAAAUCUUAAAAUUGCUACUAUAUUUAUCUCUGUUGGACUGAUACACAUAAGUAUAAAUACAAUGUUAAUAUACUUGGUUUUUUCUGUAAUAUUACUUAAUUAUUUAAUAAUACUUGGGACAAAAUGGCAUUGUAACAUGUUUGCUCUCCAGCUCUUCGACCUUCGAUUUGAUGAUGGAGAAAAAUGUGGUCAAAAUUGGAUUUUUGAAAACCUAUCGGGAGGUAAUACUUCAGUUUGAUGUGGACCAUCUUGCCUUUCAUUCAUUCAUUCAUUCAUUC